This is a messenger RNA of Acaromyces ingoldii, 837 nucleotides long. Its product is annotated as NADPH-dependent FMN reductase. Gene Ontology annotation, molecular function: FMN binding; oxidoreductase activity. NCBI's taxonomy places the organism in Eukaryota, Fungi, Basidiomycota, Exobasidiomycetes, Exobasidiales, Cryptobasidiaceae. The coding region runs from base 248 to 835 and encodes 195 amino acids. The transcript has 2 exons. The record is from RefSeq and is a predicted model, not a curated record. Gene Ontology annotation, cellular component: cytosol.
CGCGUUUGCUCCUCAUGACGGAUCAGCCAUGCUCGUCAGCAUUUUCUGUCAAUAUUGCAGCCAGCAGUGAUAGCUGUCAGCGAACCUUCUCGCGAAGCACGGACCCUAUAAAACCAGUGAAGUAUGCGUUAAGUACGAAAAGGAGAUGAUCUGCUAAGCAUUGAUGUGGUAGCCCAUAUAAAGGACGGCUGAACGGACAGCACAAGUUCACCAAUCCUCCAGCACCUCGACGCGCAAUAUUGUUGCAAUGGCCAAGAACAUCGCUAUUAUUAUUGGCUCAGUCCGCAAAACCCGCAAGGCCCAUCAAGUCGCUGAGUGGGUCCACGAACAACUCACGCCGCUAGCCGAAAAGCAGGGCGCCACGCUCGAACUUGUGGAUCUAGCCAAGUACGGGCUGCCUCUCCACGAUGGCAACCCUGCGAUCCUCAUGAAGCUCAAGGAAAAGGGUGAAGAUGGAGAAGGACACGAGUACCCUGAUGACAAAGUCAAUGCCUGGUCGCAGACUAUUCGAAGCCACGACGGCUAUGUGUUCGUCACGCCCGAGUACAAUGGAAGCUUUCCUUCGCCGCUCAAAGCGGGACUCGACCACAUCUACCACGAAUUUGGGGGCAAGCCCGCCCUUGUCGUCUCCUACGGUGGCCCUGGCCGUGGCGUGUCGUCGGGACAACAGCUCGUGACGGUCCUCAAAAGACUAAAGCUCAAUGUGGCCGAGCAGCAGGUAAAUCUUGAAGCUGCAGCGCGUACCAACCCAAAUGCGCCCGUAGACAAUGAGAUACGGGCCUCGUGGAGCGUCCAAGAUGUCGUCACGGCUUGGGAAUCUUUCAACAAGCUCUAAAG